UCACAUAUGGGGGAUGUUUAUCGACGUCAAUAAAACUAACACGUAGACUGACACGGAGGGAUUUAGCCGACAUAAUGUGCUUAAAUUGAUCAUAUUUGAAAAUAACACCAGAAGUCUGUCACUGAAAGACCAGCGAGCUCAUUUACUUGACUGACAGUGCGGAGAGCCAAUAGGAAGCCAGCACGACCCCCGCGGAGCUGUCCUUAAAAUCCCUCCACCGGGCUGUCGCGCAGCAGCAGAUAGCGGGUUCACACCUCUGCGCCAGACGGGAGCUGGAGCUCGGACGGACUUGAAGUGCAAGCAACAAACUUGGAGGACUUGUGUAUCUCACUGCCGGACGAAAGGACGCUAGAAAGAGCUGGUAUUAAACCAGUAACAAAUAAUACUAGACAGCACCAAGCAGCCGCAGGAGCCGGAGGGACACCUGCAAGUUGAGGAUUGUCUGUGUAGAAGAGGAAGACGACUGUCUCUACAAGAGGUAGCGACCUCUCACCAUGCAGCACUACGGGGUGAACGGCUACUCUCUGCACGCCAUGAACUCCCUCAGCGCCAUGUACAACCUGCACCAGCAGGCUGCGCAACAGGCGCAGCACGCACCCGACUACCGGCCGUCCGUGCACGCGCUCACAUUGGCAGAGAGACUGGCAGACAUCAUCCUGGAGGCUCGCUACGGCUCUCAGCACCGCAAACAGCGCCGCAGCCGCACGGCUUUCACCGCGCAGCAGCUGGAGGCGCUGGAGAAGACUUUCCAGAAGACCCACUACCCAGAUGUGGUGAUGAGGGAGCGGCUGGCCAUGUGCACCAACCUGCCAGAGGCCCGCGUGCAGGUUUGGUUCAAAAACCGCAGGGCCAAAUUCCGUAAGAAGCAGCGCAGUCUCCAGAAGGAGCAGCUUCAGAAGCAGAAGGAGGCUUCUGGGGAAGGAGGAAGCGAGAAGGAGGACGCGACUCCGUCCACAACAAUCCUUCCCGACACCCAGCUCCCUCCAUCUUCCUCCUCCCCCUCCUCUUCCUCUCUGGAGACAGACGGUCCUGUAGUCCAUCCUGUGCCGCUGGACGUGGAGCUGAACGUCACGUCAGCAGAACACUCCGGUAGCGAGUCGGCGACGGAGGACAACGCCACAGAUAAGGAGGACGAGAGUAAAUCUCAGAGAGAGGGGACAAAGUGUGAGAGACCAGUGACUCCUGAGGACUUUUCUCCAGGCUGCAAAAGACUCAGCCCUAAACCAGACUCUCCCCUGGUCUCCCCGUCACUGACGCCCUCCUCCUCUAGCAGUGGUCCUCUCUCCCAGAGCCAUUCUUAUUCUUCCUCCCCUCUCAGCUUGUUUCGUCUGCAGGAGCAGUUCCGCCAGCACAUGGCCGCCACCAACAACCUGGUGCACUACCCUGCCUUUGACCUCUCCGCCCCAUCUUCACUCCCCUACCUGGGAAUGAAUGUCAACAUGCCCCCCGCGCCGCUGGGCUCUCUGCCCUGCCAGUCCUACUACCAGUCCCUGUCCCAUCAUGCUCAGCAGGUGUGGAGCAGCCCGCUGCUGCAGGCGUCGGCUGCAGGCGGCCUCACCAGCCACAACAGCAAGACCACAAGCAUCGAGAACCUCCGCCUGAGGGCCAAGCAGCACGCCGCCUCGCUGGGACUGGACACAAUGUCCAACUGAGAAUCUGAUUGUACGGAUGACAAAACCCGGCCCAUACGGGCCACGUCAUCACCGCGUGUCCGUGACAGUUCUUCAGGAGUCGCAUAGUUACCCCCUCUCAAGCACGCGGGCGCAGGACACGCAGAGCUGUCCCAACAUAAAACAUCCCACUAUGCAUUGGACCUAUAACAUUUAACAGCUUUUUAAAGCAGGGCACAACGCUCAAACUGCUGGUUUGACUUCACUUAGCUUCAGUUUACAGCUCAAGGUCCAAAAGUAUGACCUCUGGAAAAGAGAAUACAAAAGAUAAAACAUUGCUAGAAUAACGAAAAGGAUCAAAUGAACUUCCCAACUCAGAGGAUGGUUAAAGUAUUCCUGACUCUUAUGAUGAUGUUUUCACAGACACACAGCAAUGCACCUUCAAAAAAGAUUUUGAAAAAAUGUCAACAAUAAUCUCUGAUUUACGCAGUGGAUGAUUGAUGCACUGGGUUUCAAAGACAAUGCUAAUGUGAAUAAAUGAGGCACUUGUGAAGGAAUUGGACUGGUUGUUCCGGAGAAAGAACGUAUGACUCCUGCAACAAAGAGACCCUUUGUGUCACGGGCCCCCUAAACCUUUCAAUUAAGCACCAUGGUUAUGUACAUAGCAUGUACUACAUAACAGCACAUAAAUAACAAAUAAACGUCAAGCCAUGUGGUCCUUAAUAGCAUAAUUAAAAGUGACUAAUUUACCAGUUUAAUGGCCAGUAAUAUAAAACAGUUUGUACAGAGGCUGGCUUGAUAAUGAGAAAAUGAUUUCAGUGACUAAAUUCUCUAAGCCUUUAAUUACAUUUUGCCCCGGGCUGAAGGAGCCGGCGCAAAUGAAAAUAUGAACAUGCAUACCAUUUAAGACCGAGGAAACAGCCAAUUAAGUUAGCAACACUAAUCACUUUACCACAAGUUAAACAAUUUUAUUUAAAAACAAAAUUUAAAAAAAGAAUUGGAAAAAUGUACUGAUCCAUAUUUUGUCAACGUUUAUUCUCGCCUUAAUAUUCUCAUGCAGCUUUCCCCCGAAAGUCGGACUGACUGAUAGCACUUGAGGAAGAUUACACACGUCUCUGACGUUUUCUGUUAAUGUGUUUUGGAAGCCGAGGUCUUCAUAUGAAAAAAUGCACAUUAUUUUAAUAUGUAAAAUAUAAAAAGUCUAUCUAUUAAUGUUUACUGGUAAUGUAAUUGUAAAGUUGUAUAAUUGAUAAUGGACUCUGUCUCAGAUAAAAUUCCUUUAGCUGUCAAAGUGUAAGAUUGUAUUCACUGAUCACACCGGCAACUCCGUACCUGUAUCCC
Pungitius pungitius (ninespine stickleback) is the source of this 2951-nucleotide messenger RNA. RefSeq names its product diencephalon/mesencephalon homeobox 1a (gene dmbx1a). The record is from RefSeq and is a predicted model, not a curated record. The transcript has 5 exons. NCBI's taxonomy places the organism in Eukaryota, Metazoa, Chordata, Actinopteri, Perciformes, Gasterosteidae. Gene Ontology annotation, molecular function: DNA-binding transcription factor activity, RNA polymerase II-specific; RNA polymerase II transcription regulatory region sequence-specific DNA binding. The coding region runs from base 495 to 1652 and encodes 385 amino acids. Gene Ontology annotation, biological process: regulation of transcription by RNA polymerase II.